Messenger RNA from Lingula anatina, 1160 nucleotides. Its product is annotated as rho GTPase-activating protein 45. The record is from RefSeq and is a predicted model, not a curated record. Gene Ontology annotation, biological process: activation of GTPase activity; signal transduction. Gene Ontology annotation, molecular function: GTPase activator activity. NCBI's taxonomy places the organism in Eukaryota, Metazoa, Brachiopoda, Lingulata, Lingulida, Lingulidae.
UUGUAGUGCAAACAUGGAGAUUGAUAAGUCGGUUUGGAGACUAGUGUAAAAGAUAUUUAACCUAUAAGGAGAGUAGCUGGGAGGGUAUCAAUUACUUGACAUUUAGCUUAGGGAUGUAGAUAUGCAUUUCAACUUUAAUUUGCGGUUUUCCGAUUUUCUUUAAACGAACCAUGACAUCUGUUGGUGAGAAAAUUACCCACAAAAUUGACAAGAUCGGGAAAGCCUUGGGUUCGGCUCGAGCGGGAUCGCUGUCACGGAAAAAGAAAUCUCGGAGGGACUCAACAGAUGCAUCGUUGGGUCUGAAUGGCAAUGAGCUUGACUCCCCAGAACCGCUCUUUUCUCCGUCAUCGCCUGGACUCGAACAGCGUGAACAGCGUCGCCCUAGUAUUUCUGGCAGCCUUGUAGACAGUCCCAAAAUGGCAUCCAGGCUGGCGCACAAGCCUAGCAAGAGUAAUUCCCUGGGAAGCAUAAACAGCGAUAUUUAUGAUUCUUCCCCAAACAUGGACCAGGAUGACAUUAUUGCCUUGACUCAAGAUGUCAGGAGUUUUUCUGAUGCAUUAGCAAGAUUAAAAAGUAUAUUUACUGAAGAUGAUCCAGUAGAAAACCCACGUAUUGUUGCUCAUGAACACCUAGGUAAAGUGCUGUGUAUUCUGAAGACCAUCCUCCAGCAGUACCCAGCCCUUCACUCCACGGAUAUCCUCACUGCAGCAGGAACACUCAUCUCAAGAAUCAAGAGCUUCAAGUACGAGGAUAAAGCUGCGGACCCUGCGCAGUUCUAUGAUGCCAUUGACCAGGUAGCCCUGGCCUUCAGUAGCAGUGUAUCAGAGUAUUUAAUGGGAGAUGUGGAGGCAGCCUACCCAACCCAUACCACAAAAACCAGAUCCUUUGAUAAUUUGUCUUCCAUGAACGUGGAGCUAGGCAGUCAAGAGGAUGUGGAUGGCAGGGAUGAUGGUCAGCUUGGUCCAUCAGAGCUGGAUGCUAUCCUCCUGCGGCUGGAGUCUGGUGUGGAGCUGGCACUGCAGAGAGCCAAGGCUUGGUCCAAGUAUGCAAAAGAUAUUAUGACAUAUGUGGAGAAGAAAUCAACUUUAGAAUCUGAAUAUGCGCGGAAUUUGUCAAAGAUCGCUCAGACUAUGCGGCCAGUUAUCACAGAGGAGUUGUAA